UUUGCUUGAGUCAUUUUCUGUUAAGUUAGCUUUACUUUUACUCUGGUCUAGUAUGACAACUGGGUCCUUUUUCCACCGCUGAUAUUUUGUGGGCGUAGCCCAGUCGCAUGUUUUCGCAGCAAAUUAAAUGACGUUGCCGUUUCCAUGUUUUUGUCAAGCUUGGACAGCGCAUUCCUUGAAACUGUGGACCAUAAACGAUCUUUAACUCCAACUUGGCCAGCCAGGUGUUGUACACAGUGUGGUGUGGCGUCAGUGCACCCCAGCCUGGGUGCAAUGUUCCUCAGCUCCACAUGAGCUCUACUAUGUGGUACAUCAUGCAAUCUAUUCAAAGUAAAUAUUCCCUGUCUGAGCGGCUCAUCCGCACCAUUGCUGCCAUUCGCUCUUUCCCACACGACAAUGUGGAGGAUCUUAUUCGAAGGGGAGCUGAUGUGAACCGUAUGCAUGGCACUCUGAAGCCCUUGCACUGUGCCUGUAUGGUGGCGGAUGCCGACUGUGUCGAGUUGUUGUUGGAGAAAGGAGCAGAGGUGAAUGCCCUGGACGGCUACAACCGCACGGCGCUGCACUACGCAGCAGAGAAGGACGAGGGCUGUGUGGAACUGCUCCUAGAGUACGGGGCCCAGCCCAAUGCAUUGGACGGCAACAAGGACACCCCGCUACACUGGGCUGCCUUCAAGGACAACCCUGAGUGCGUCAGGGCUCUGCUGGAGAGCAGUGCCUGCCCCAACGCACGGGACUACAACAAUGACACUCCGUUAAGCUGGGCCGCCAUGAAAGGCAACCUAGAGAGUGUGAGGGUUCUGUUAGAAUACGGAGGCCAGGUCCAUGUUACUAACCUAAAAGGCCAGACACCCAUCUCUCGCCUGGUGGCCCUACUUGCCAGGGGCCUGGGGGCAGAGCAGGAGGAGGAGUGUCUGGAGCUGCUGUAUAAGGCGGCGGGGAGGUUUGAGAUCCGCCGGGCAGAUGGUACCUUACCCAGGGAGCUCAGUAAGGAUCCCCAGCUCCUGGCCAAGCUGACCAGUAUGGUGGCUGAAGCACCAACGCUACGCGCCCUGUCACGGUGUGCUGUCAGACAGAGCCUGGGGGUGAGAUUCCUCCCCACUGCGGUCAAAGAUCUGCCUUUACCAGAGUCGGUCAAAGAGUACUUAUUGCUGAGAGACUGAACUUACAGGGGGUGGGACUAGAGGUGACAGGAUGUGUAAUCACUAUCGAUCGUAUUCAGACUGGAAAUCUGUGCUUAGCUCAAAUUAGCUCAGAGUUGCACGCACCUAUCUCACCUAUUUAACAGUUUUGAUGCAUAUAUUCUGACAACGUUUCUCCUUAAUGAGGAAUGAUGUUGAUUCUAGAUAGUAUGAGGUGUUGUAGGCAGUCCAAAAGGUCACACUGAGAUGAGGAAGUACUUAGUUCUUAUGUGGUUGUAGUGUGUGUAAAAUUUGAGUGAUUCGCUUUUUCUCAGUGCUUCCCUCUCCGUCAGUGGGUCUGCAGAAUCAGCCUUGCAAUCCCAAAAAACAUAGUGUAAAAUAUGGAAUUGCAUUUCAUUCAAUGUUGCAUUUCAUAAUAACUGAGUAUAAUCACUCUUCAUGUUACAAAAUAAUAAAAAAUUGUAGAUUACAUAAUUAAAAUCACUAAUAUAUUAUAGAGAUAAAUGUGCCAGGUAAUGUUGUUACAUAAUGUUGAUUAACAGAUAUGUGACUGUUAUACAAAAUCUGUAUCAUAUAGAACUUCCUGGCAGGAUUGGGGUCAAUUCUGAAUUAAGUUGCGAGUUGGUCUUUAAUUCCAUUCUUGAAUUUGAAUUGGCCACACCCCACAGGAAGCAGAAUUUGAAUUAAAUUAAGUAUAAUGUCUAUAAUAAUUCACAUUCACUUACAUGUUAUUAGAUAAAAUAAAAAUGUUUUCCAGAAUGCAUUAGCUCAACCACUCAGAACAUCUCAUGACAAAAAUACAAACAUCUGUGAGUUAUAAUAAUAAAUUAAAUAAUAAAGCAAAUAUUUGAAAUGGUAUCUAUUCUUCAGUAAGAGGUGGCAGAUGCUUCUGGCAAAAUAUUUAUCAAAGGAAUGAGAAGUUUGAAUUGGUUUUAAUUAAAUUCUACUUUAAUUCUGUCGAGUGUGGCGAAUUCGGAUUUCAAUUCGUGGGUUGAAUUUAAUUAAAUUCAGAAAUUCUGAAUUGACCCCAACCCUGCUACCUUGGCUAAAUAUAUGGAUAUGCCAGCCUGUCAAAUUUAUAAGUGUGAAAAUGUGAUUUGCUAUUUGUGUUAGCUAUACAUGUUUUUGGAUGGAAAAGGUACAGCUUACGUUGGCUUAUUUUAGUUGAAGUAUGCUGAUGUACAGCCAGCUAUUGAAGAAUACAUAGAUAUUUUGUUUUCUGUAGAGACUAGGUAAACUUUUAUUUUGUAAUUUUUACAUCAGGAUUUUCCAUGGUGCUUUUUUUUGGUCCAAAACUUUGUGCACAACAGAUUUAAAUGUGACCAUAAACAAUGUAACCAGCAAACCACAUAAAGGUCUUUUUCAAAAUUGUUUAUUUUAGGCAAAAGCUUUCAGUAAUAGUAGAAAUUGUCAUAGUGGCAUGAAUUUGGAUGUUUUUUUUAUUGUAUUUAAAAUAUAUAAACCAUAGAAGCUUUGACCAAUGUACUUUAGUUUGUAGUGAAACUCAAGUGACACAUUUUUGACAGUAGUUUAAUGUGCUUGUUUCUGUUUGCUUGUUUGCCAGGUGUGUACAUGCAUAACAUUGAUAGUUAAUUUGGUUCUCUUAGACACCAAUGUAAACCUACAAAGUGCAUUUUUCUGUUAAAUAAUGAAAAAAAAGUAAAUGCCUUCCCUUAUACUAUG
Messenger RNA from Salmo salar (Atlantic salmon), 2822 nucleotides. RefSeq names its product ankyrin repeat and SOCS box containing 8 (gene asb8). Gene Ontology annotation, molecular function: protein binding. Lineage: Eukaryota; Metazoa; Chordata; Actinopteri; Salmoniformes; Salmonidae. The record is from RefSeq and is a predicted model, not a curated record.